Zea mays is the source of this 1461-nucleotide messenger RNA. RefSeq names its product protein binding protein. Gene Ontology annotation, molecular function: ubiquitin protein ligase activity. The transcript is spliced from 2 exons. The record is from RefSeq and is marked validated. Gene Ontology annotation, cellular component: cytoplasm. The coding region runs from base 439 to 1368 and encodes 309 amino acids. Gene Ontology annotation, biological process: protein ubiquitination. Lineage: Eukaryota; Viridiplantae; Streptophyta; Magnoliopsida; Poales; Poaceae.
GAGCUCUCCGCUGGCGUUGUGCAACGAACAAAGCUCAUGUCAUAAUCACCAAUCGAUAAUCGGCUGAUGAUACCAAACAAGGAGUCACUAAUUAUCCCAAGGCGCCCAUCGGCUUUAAAAUAUCCGAGUUGCGUGCGUUGCCAUCCUCUCUUGCUCGGUCGCCUUUCCCGGUCUUUGGUGUGGAUAAACCGGCUUUCUUGCUGUUCUCGAUCCUUCUUCAAUUCGCUGUAGUUUUUCCUUUUGUCGCUUGCUCUUGUUCUCUUUCCAAGACCGAGGAAGACGAGUCAGAUUUGGUGAUUGUGUAGAGCGUACAAGUGAUUGUUCUUGGAGAAGCAUAGGCCUCUCUUGGCUGAAAUUGCCAAGAAUUAUCAGUUUCGCAUUCUCGUCUUGGGUGUAGCUCUUGUCUUCUUGAGCAAGGAGGCGGAGGAAAGGAAAGACAUGGAAGAGGAAUCCGUCGCAGCUUCAAGGUACUACUGCCACAUGUGCUCGCUGAUCAUAAGGCCCGAACUGGGCAUCGAGGAGGUGAAGUGCCCCCACUGCCACACCGGCUUCGUGGAGGAGAUGGCGGGCGACCGGCGAGGCAGCGACGACGCAGCCAUCAGAGGCCGUCCUCCCGGCGGCGAGGCGAGCUCUAACGCCUCGGACGCGGCGCUGGAGCGCGAGGUUUCGCUCUGGGCGCCUGUGCUCAUGGACUUCAUCGCCGCCUCGUCCGGCCGCCACGGCCUCGACGGCCACGGAGGGGACCUCGCCGCUUUGGCGCGAAGGCAGUACCGCAACAUCGCCCUCCUGCAGCUGCUCAACGCGCUCCAGGAAGGCGACACCGAUGCCGGGCGCGAGCGGGUCGUGCUCAUGAGCCCCGCGGACGCGCGCGCCAUGCUUAUGGGACAAGAGCGAGGGGACGGCGCCGCCGCCCUGGGCCCCGGCGGUCUGACGCUCGGGGACCUGUUCCUCGGCCCGGGGCUGGACUUGCUGCUGGAGUACCUGGCCGAGACCGACCCAAACCGGCAGGGCACGCCGCCGGCCAGGAAGGAGGCCGUGGCCGCGUUGCCGACGGUCCGGGUGCGCGAGGACUUCACCUGCCCCGUGUGCCUGGACGAGGUCGCGGGCGGCGGCGACGCGCGCGAGAUGCCGUGCAAGCACCGGUUCCACGACCAGUGCAUCCUGCCCUGGCUGGAGAUGCACAGCUCCUGCCCCGUGUGCAGGCACCAGCUGCCCACGGAGGAGCCGGCGGAGGCAAUUGGCAGCGACAGAGGCGCCGGUGUUGAGUCCAGUGGCAACGCGCGCGGCGGCGGGAGGAGGCAUUGGUUCUCGUGGCCCUUCGGAGGGUUGUUCUCGCAAAGAUCCAGCGGGAACUCCUCGUCGUCCUGAUGAUGCAUGAACACGAUAAUAAUAUGCAAGGGAACACCUCAUCGUCCCUGAUGAUGCUAAUGAACAGGAUAAUAAUAUGCGUCGAUGUAGCCA